Aspergillus niger is the source of this 954-nucleotide messenger RNA. RefSeq lists its product as uncharacterized. The coding region runs from base 1 to 954 and encodes 317 amino acids. The record is from RefSeq and is a predicted model, not a curated record. The transcript has 3 exons. NCBI's taxonomy places the organism in Eukaryota, Fungi, Ascomycota, Eurotiomycetes, Eurotiales, Aspergillaceae.
AUGGCUGCCUUGUUCUUCGCCACCCACCAGUCAACUCCCCAGCCUCAGCUGUGGAAUCCAUCUUUCUCUUCUCCUGGGCAUCAGCCACAAUCAAUUCAAAUUACCAGGGAAAACGCCCAGUUCAUCCUUCCCACAGAUGCCUGCGUACAUGUGGGAAAUCUCUCCAGCGGUGUCUGUCCGGAAAUCCUCCGGCACGAACUGGAGCAGCUCUUCUUCCAGUUCGGAAAGGUCCCAUGCUCAAGCAGCUAUCAGGCAGCACCAGAAUAUUUUUCUCAGAGGUCGUCCUCUGAGAGUACAGGCCGCAAAUGGCCUCAGUAUGGCUUCCUUAUUAACUCUACAAGUAGUCCCCUGUCUGACAGUAUCACAGGAAACCGUGUAGAGCCGGUGGUGCAUCGCGAAGAAAGGGCGGGGCUAACCACCUCGCCACUAUAUAUGCCCUCUAUGGCUAUACCAUCCUGCCAGCCCAUCGCGUAUGGGCCUGCUAUGAUGUCUAACUGGCCACCGGCUCUACCAGGAUAUGGUAGCCUUUACAUACCCCCUCCUCCCCCUCCCCCUCCUGCCUCUGGUACUUUACCUCCCCUAUCCUCAUGCCCUACUCAUCACACAUUAUUAUCACAAGCCCCCAACACAUAUACACCACAAUCCUCUUCCUACACUUCUUCCCCAUCGAGCAACACCCUUGACACACAGCCUACGACACCCGGCUGCGAUGGAGUAGUAGCAUGCGAGGCCGAUCAAGGGAGGGAGGAGGAGUAUAUCAAGGACAACCGGUCCAACCUUCCCUGCGACAUGCUACUAUCUACCGGCCGCACAGUCAGGGACUACGUUAACGAAAUGAAGAGGUUGCGGGGGAUUGACCUCAGCGAUGAGACCACCCGUGAACUCAUCUUGGAGUUGGAGGAAGAGGCCCGGGAUGCAGGCUUGUUGCCUGUGCUGACGUCCAAGCCAGACUGA